CCAUGUUUGCGUUAUCGUGGAGGCGUAACGUAGUGGACGCCGGCUGGAGCUGAGAGAGCGAGAGUAUGAAUGCAACAAGGUCGACUAGAAACCGCUUUUCAUUCAUGCAAAUAUCUACUGGGCCAUCCAGUUCACGUGCGUGUUUACGCAAUGUAUCUAUCCCCUGCACAGCCCUUCUACCGUGUGUCCUCCCGCAUGAUCCACCAUAUCAAGAGAUCGGCGUCUGACCUUUGGUUCAGCCCGACGCAAAGCUCCGUCAUCAUGCAUGAGCCGCCUUAUCGGAAGGGCCGGUGUUGGGACUAG
Molecule: messenger RNA, 303 nt
Organism: Gaeumannomyces tritici R3-111a-1
Lineage: Eukaryota; Fungi; Ascomycota; Sordariomycetes; Magnaporthales; Magnaporthaceae
Exons: 3
Coding region: 70-303 (77 amino acids)
Source: RefSeq, a predicted model, not a curated record